Molecule: messenger RNA, 1371 nt
Organism: Uncinocarpus reesii 1704
Lineage: Eukaryota; Fungi; Ascomycota; Eurotiomycetes; Onygenales; Onygenaceae
Exons: 2
Coding region: 1-1371 (456 amino acids)
Biological process (GO): lipid metabolic process
Molecular function (GO): oxidoreductase activity
Source: RefSeq, a predicted model, not a curated record
AUGUCGUCGACCGCAAUCCCCAAGCGCAUGGCGUUGCAUCGCCAGCUUACUGAAAACUCCUCCGUCACAAGUUCCGUGAACGUCUCGCCCAUGGAAAGCCCACGGCAUUCUCCUUCCACGACAUCGCUCUCCUCGCUAGCUUCCGAGGCGCUGGCUGAAGGCCCCGGAAAGCUAGUAGACACCUAUGGAAAUACCUUUGAACUCCCAGAUUUCACCAUUAAGCAGAUUCGAGACGCCAUUCCGGCACAUUGCUUUGAGCGAAAUGGACUCCGUGGCCUAAGCUAUGUCUUCCGAGACUUGCUGUGCCUGGGAACCACCUUUUAUAUCUUCCACACCUAUGUGACCGCUGAAAAUAUUCCUUCCACACCUGUUCGUGCUGGAUUGUGGGCUUUGUACACCUUCGUCCAGGGCCUUUUUGGCACAGGUAUCUGGGUUCUGGCACACGAAUGUGGCCAUCAAUCCUUUUCUCCCUCCAAAGUCUUCAAUGAUACGGUUGGAUGGAUUCUCCACUCUGCGUUGCUUGUUCCCUAUUUCUCAUGGAAGAUUUCGCACGGAAAGCAUCACAAGGCAACCGGUAAUAUGGAACGCGACAUGGUGUUCGUGCCCAAGUUGAGAGAACAAUAUGCCUCGCGCAUCGGACAUUUGGUCCACCAACUCAACGAGAUCAUGGAAGAGACACCUAUCCAGGCCGCAACCAAUCUCAUUCUUCAGCAAUUGUUCGGAUGGCCCAUGUAUCUGAUUUCCAACGUCACUGGGCACAACAACCAUGAGAGCCAACGCGAAGGUCGUGGCAAGGGCAAGAAGAACGGCAUGUUUGGCGGAGUCAACCACUUCAACCCUUCGAGUCCAUUGUAUGAAGCGAAAGAUGCGAAACUCAUCGUCCUCAGUGACAUUGGUCUAUUGAUCACUGGCUCCGUUUUGUACGUCCUUGGCAACAAAUUCGGCUGGACCAACAUGUUGGUUUGGUACUUCAUUCCUUACCUAUGGGUUAAUCACUGGCUCGUAUGGAACUUCGCUAGAGGCGCGGCAGCCACCAUUGAUCGGGAAUUUGGCUUCAUUGGCCGUCAGCUUUUCCAUGGUAUCAUCGAGACUCACGUCCUCCAUCAUUAUGUGAGCACGAUUCCAUUCUACAACGCAGACGAAGCAACCGAGGCGAUCAAGGGUGUCAUGGGCAAGCACUAUCGUUCCGAUACCAAGGAUGGCAGCAUCGGCUUCAUCAAAUCUCUGUGGCGCAGCAUGAGAAUGUGCCAGUGGGUUGAGCCCUCUGAAGGUGCUCAGGGUGAGGGUAAAGGCGUCCUCUUCUUCCGAAAUCGCAAUGGCUUCGGGACCCGCCCACUCGUCGUGGAACCGGCCGACGGAAAGGCCAACUAA